CUGCUUCGGGGAGAAGAGCCCUGCAGAGCUCGUUCUGCUGUCUGUAAUAGCCCGUACAGCACCCGAGCGGCAGCUGGGAUUUAGGAUUUCACGCACCAUGUUAAAUUCUGAGUCUUGACUUUAAAUUUUAAAAAAAUGUCUAUCGUUUAUUUUUUUUUUUUUUAAGAAGCAGGUGAAAAAAACCCAUGCAGGUAGACCACACUUUAAAACAGACCUAAAAUGCAUUUCGCCUCAGAAAGGACUGAUAAGAGGGCUGAUAAGUAAAAGGACAGCAGAUAUAGAAGUCUGUCUGAGGAAGAUCAGCUCCAGAAGUCAAAAUGAGGUCACCUGACAAAGGAAUUUUCACGAUGCCUUUGGGGAAACAUACGGAAUGUGUAGCAACGGGAUGCAGAGCCACCCGAAGCCUGCAUUGAUCGGGGCGUUUCGUACACAAACUCUCGUAUUUAACGCUGGCAGUAGCAGAGCUGAUACAAAAGCGGCUGUCUGCUCUGCCAGCAGAAAGGCUGCUGUGGCUGCCAGGCUCGGCUGUCCCAGGCAGGGAUGCUGCUGCUGGUGGUGCUGCUGCUGGGGCCGCUCAGCCCCACAGCUGGCAAGGAAGGGAUGGAAGGGAGAGACGAAGCAGUGAGCAGGGGCUGCUGGCGGGGUGCAGUUCUGCCAGAGCCCUCUCUCAGUAUCUGACUGGUUUUCUAGUGUCUUCUGGGCUUUGCUGCAGAAGUUCUGGGGAGCUGUAAAAGUGGUUUUUAAGGCUGUUUCAGGUACAUAAUCUCAGCCGUUAUUUUUCCUAGAAAGCAGAGCUAGGUAACAUUUUGUGGUAGUAGGGUAGUUGGGUGUUUAGCAGGCAACUAGGGAAGCAGAAUAUUAGAAAGUAGUGUUCAGGGUUUCUGGUAUCCUGUCCCAAAAUACCUAAAGCCUGCAGGAAAUGAGACAAGUCAUUUCAUUGCUGUUGAGGAACUGAGAAAAUACCCAUCUGUUAUGAUGAUUUGGGUUCUUUGUGCUUUCUGAUGUGCAAACAGAUACAGUCCUAUACCAAUACCCCGUUUUGCAAAGAAAGAGGCUCACUUUUUUUUAUUUUUUUCCAAGUCUUACUAGAUAUUUUGACACCUGUGUCCCAAUUACUUGAAAAAUAAGUUUGGGGUUUUUUUGCUUCACUUAUUGGAUUUAAUUAAACAAUAAAUCAUCAACUCUUUUGGUUUUUUUCCUGGUUACUUUGAUGAUAGUGAAUAAACAGAGGCUUUUUUGUCUCUGGGAAAAUAGGGUCUGGCCUGAAUGUUUGAAUUGCUUCAUUAUAAAUGAAAAUAAGCUUAAGAAUUUCCUGAGCACUCUGUUCUCAGUAGCAGGAGUUCUGAGAAGAGGAACCUUGUCCAUUCUGUCAGACUAAGAUGACUGUAAAAAGCUAUGGAUUUUUUACUGACUAGAUUUAAUCCUCAAAUAUAUUUUUGCAGCGUACACUUUGUAAUGUUUACAAAAAAACUUCAAGUUAAAGCAAAGCCUUUAAUUCUUAAGAUUUUCUGUGUAGAAGAUACUUUGUGGCUAGAUCAGAAACUGAAUUUUCAGUAUGUAGCAUUUUCCAGAAGAUGCUCCUGGUUUAGUGGCAGAGGCUCUGUACAGCCUGAGAAGGAAGGCAUGUGAUUGUGUCACUGUGCAAUUAAAGCUACAGUGGAAGGUGAUUAUAUAUAAAAGCUGUAAAGGACCCUACAGCUGUAGAAAGAGCAAAUUUAUUGAACAUGGCUAAACUGAGUAUCAAAGGACUCAUUGAAUCAGCCUUGAGCUUUGGGCGCACUCUGGAUUCUGACUACCCACCUUUGCAGCAGUUCUUUGUGGUCAUGGAGCACUGCCUGAAGCAUGGCCUGAAAGUGAGAAAAUCCUUUCUAAGCUACAAUAAAACCAUCUGGGGUCCUCUGGAACUUGUGGAGAAAUUAUAUCCAGAAGCUGAGGAAAUAGCAGCGAGUGUCAGAGAUUUGCCUGGCCUUAAGACGCCGCUGGGCCGUGCCCGGGCCUGGCUGCGGUUAGCGCUGAUGCAGAAGAAAAUGGCCGAUUAUCUUCGCUGUUUAAUCAUUCAGAGAGACCUCCUCAGUGAGUUCUAUGAGUAUCAUGCACUAAUGAUGGAGGAAGAAGGAGCAGUUAUUGUUGGGCUGCUGGUUGGGCUGAAUGUGAUCGAUGCCAACCUGUGUGUGAAGGGAGAAGACCUGGAUUCACAAGUUGGGGUGAUCGAUUUCUCUGUGUAUUUGAAGAGUGAUGAUGACAUUGGGUGUAAAGAAAGAAAUGUACAGAUUGCUGCAAUAUUGGACCAAAAGAAUUAUGUUGAGGAGCUAAACAGGCAACUGAAUAGCACAGUUAGCAGUCUACAUGCAAGAGUUGACUCACUGGAGAAAUCAAACACUAAGCUGAUUGAAGAGUUAGCAAUAGCAAAAAACAAUAUAAUUAAACUUCAGGAAGAAAACCAUCAAUUAAGGAGUGAAAAUACUCUGAUUUUAAUGAAAACACAGCAUCAUCUAGAGGCAACUAAGGUGGAUGUGGAAGCAGAGCUUCAGACGUACAAGCACUCGAGGCAGGGCUUGGAUGAGAUGUACACGGAGGCUCGCAGGCAGCUCCGGGAGGAGGCCCAGCUGCGGCAGGAUAUGGAGAAUGAGCUAGUGGUUCAAGUUAGCAUGAAGCAUGAGAUAGAGCUUGCCAUGAAGUUGCUGGAGAAGGAUAUCCAUGAGAAGCAGGACACCCUCAUCGGCCUGCGGCAGCAGCUUGACGAAGUUAAAGCAAUUAACGUGGAAAUGUACCAAAAGCUGCAGGUUUCUGAAGAUGCUAUGAAAGAAAAGAAUGAAAUUAUUAGUCGAUUAGAGGAUAAGACCAAUCAAAUUAAUGCAACCAUGAAACAACUAGAACAAAGAUUGCAGCAAGCAGAGAAGGCUCAAAUGGACGCUGAGGCUGAGGAUGAGAAACUUAAACAGGAAUAUGUGAAUAAAUCUGAAAGCCUGCAGAACGAAUUCUCCCAGAAGGAGAGACAGCUGCUUCAGCUGGAAACAGAUUUGAAGAUAGAAAAAGAGUGGCGGCAAACCCUAGAGGAUGAUCUUCAAAAGGAAAAGGAAACUGUAUCUCAUCUGAGAGCAGAGACCCAAGAAAUAGUUAACCUUAAGAAAGAGUUCCUUAAACUUCAGGAGAAGAACAAGCAACUGAAAAGCAUAUGUGAGGAACAAGAAGCUGCUCUCCAAGAACUGGCCUCGAAGCUGAGCGAAUCAAAGCUGAAAAUAGAAGAUAUAAAAGAAGCGAACAAGGCGUUGCAGGGCCAGGUUUGGCUGAAGGACAAAGAGGCCACUCACUGCAAGCUGUGUGAAAAGGAAUUUUCGCUUUCCAAAAGGAAGCAUCACUGCAGGAACUGUGGGGAGAUCUUCUGCAAUGCCUGCUCGGACAAUGAGCUGCCUCUGCCCUCCUCCCCGAAGCCUGUGCGCGUCUGUGACUCCUGCCACGCCAUACUCAUACAGAGGUGCUCUUCCACCGUGCCAUAGCCGCUCAGUGGUGCUGGGGCUCUGCUCGUCCUCUGGGAGCCACCUCUGGCACCAACUCAGGAGUGUUCAGCAGCGUCUCCAGGCCUUCAGGUAAGCAGUGUGGAGUUGCAGUUCCGAGGUGCUGUGGACGAGUUACUUCUCUGCUUCCUGUUUAAACAGAUGGAGACAAUGGGACCCAAAUGUAGAAAAUGCACAUCUGAAAAGAAAAAAAAAAAAACAACAACAAAAACAGAUGGCUGUGUUGGUCUGCCAAACGGCUUAGCAGCUUUUUUGGUAGGAAGCAGGGCAGUUGAUACAGGAGACCCAGUGUUAAUGUGCAUUGGAUAUUUUAGUUGUUAAGAUGAUCUGGAGAAAGGUGAUACUCUUACAGGCUGCUGUGCCACAAGUCCAACCUAAUUCUGCUACAGAGUGUGCCUCUGAUAGGCUGUUGUGAAGCAAAACCGAGCACUAGUUGGUUUUAAAUUGUACUGGAAAGAGGUGUGGCAAUUAAUGCAGUGGUCUGGGAAGUUCUUGCCAAAUCCCGUGUAUUUGUUUACUUGCUCUUCGUUAGCAGGGUUUGAUGCAUCCAAGAAUAUUGCACUGGCAGCUGUUCUGUGCAGUCCCAGGUGGGAGGGGAGCUCUGGUCAGCCAGGGAACAAACAGUGCCUUGGGGCACUUGCUGAAGGAAGGUGUGUUUUUUUUACUGAAUGAUUUUUUCACAUGAACUAUUCAUUUGGUAGAUCUGUGUUUCCCUUGAAAGAGAGCUGUUCACCACAGACCUCUCGUCUGACAUUGUCUGUAACCUUGAACGAGUCUCUGCAUUAUUUUCAUGCAAGUCAUGCUCUCAGGCUUGUAGGUGUAGUCACUGCAGAGCUCUAGAAACCACCUAGAAAGACUGGGCUGAAAUAUUGGGAAGCACAUCCUUCCUCUGUUGGACAGGAGGGUUCUUCCUUAUUUUGUCACCAUCUUUCUCAAACUUUCAGAGUUGGUUCCUAAACUUCAUUUUUUUUCCAGAGCGCUUUUGAGCCCUCCUGAGCCUAACCAGUCUUGUCACUGAUGGUAACUUUUGCUGGAACGUAAAAUCCUUGUUCUGUAGGCAAAUAGAAAUAAUAUCCUUUGAUGAACUGCCCUCACUGCACUGCACCCUCCUCCCUUUAGCCACUCCUGCCAUGGGCUCCAGCCCUGGAGCCCCCACGCUCCAGAAUCAGCCCGUGGCUCCUUCAGCCGUGGGCUUGGAGUAGCAUUGGGAGGCUGCAAACAGGUCUGUUCGUUGUCCUUGCACUUUGUUUAGCUUGGCUUUGUCUCUGAGGAUAGGGAUUUAGUGAAUAUCCUAACAGCUAGCACAGCUAUGCUUUUUAACACCUUGAUGUAGUUGCUUAUGUAGCUUUUGUAAAGCAAAAUGUUUUUAAAAUGACCUGAUGUAACUUUUUGUAAAAUACCACACAAAUACUUGUAAAUCUGUAAAUAACUUUUGGAA
Molecule: messenger RNA, 4953 nt
Organism: Hirundo rustica (Barn swallow)
Lineage: Eukaryota; Metazoa; Chordata; Aves; Passeriformes; Hirundinidae
Gene: RUFY2
Product: RUN and FYVE domain containing 2
Exons: 18
Coding region: 1725-3497 (590 amino acids)
Cellular component (GO): cytoplasm
Molecular function (GO): metal ion binding
Source: RefSeq, a predicted model, not a curated record